This is a messenger RNA of Puccinia graminis f. sp. tritici CRL 75-36-700-3, 2507 nucleotides long. RefSeq lists its product as uncharacterized. Bases 590 to 1771 code for a protein of 393 amino acids. NCBI's taxonomy places the organism in Eukaryota, Fungi, Basidiomycota, Pucciniomycetes, Pucciniales, Pucciniaceae. The record is from RefSeq and is a predicted model, not a curated record. The transcript has 6 exons.
UUACACCUCUUCCGUUUCUUUCGGCAUCGGUUCUCUCAACCAGGAUAGAGGCUUCAAGAGUUGCCUGUCUUUUCAUUAUUUUGACAAGGCUUGGACUUCAGAGGAAAGAUUGCCUGAUUCGAAAACCAGUCAGAUUACCCUGCGACAGCACUGCAAACGGAACACAUUUUCAAGAGAGAGGGGGGGACGGCUCUUUCUCUUUGCCUGACUGCAUCUCCAAGCUUCUAGCUCGGUCUUGUCUACUUAAACCUUACCCAACUCACUCGACACUCAGAAGGAAACACCAUAUUCAUACAUAUUACCAAUCGUCAAUCCGAUUCCAUCUUGAAAUUCUCUGCAUACUUGAAUUACGCUCCAUAUUAACGCCCCUCCACAAAGCUGCAGGCUGCAUUAGCCAUCUUGAUUCUUGACCGAAACAUCCUCCUCAAAGAUUCACAACAAUACCCCGCCCACCUUCCUAAUCCGACCUGCAUACUUUUUGCCGUCAUCCCUCCCAUUCCGUCCUCAGCAAGCUCGCUCCACUUCAAUCUCCAACCCAAAUUCAUAAUACCCCACAUUUCUGGUCUAGGUUGCCCCACCUUCCAACAGCAUGCCCUCGACCAACCAAAUUACCUGCCAUCUCAUCCAUGGCAUCGAUCCCACCAACCGAUUCCCCGAGCUGCUACCCAACAUCGCCAUCGACGGCUCGGCGACCUGCUACGUGCCCGUCGAAACGAAUCCGAAUCCGAAUCCUGACUAUGGAUCCGCAGAUUUACCCUAUUCGGUUCAUUGGUCCAUCGAUCCUAGCCUGCUAGCUACCGGCGGUCUCCAAGUCCAAAUUCAAGUCGAUGGCUGUCAGAAGGGCCAACCUAGAUCCUACGAAGGUAUCGGACCGGACGGCCUGACCCCUCCCUCUCCGAUCACUGGCAUGGAUGACGGACUUUGGGUCGUCCCCGAUGGUACUCGCAGACGACCUUGGGUGAUGGGAGAAAUCAAGACAACUCAUCCGCACUCCGCAUUGUCCGACAAAUACAUCCUAGACCGAGUCGGUUCAGUUAGCGUCACUUUCAGCCGAGCCAACGUCGUGCCUACCUCUCGUGUCGUAGCUCUAACCCCCGUCUUCAGUGGCAGUGCCCCCUUGCCAGACCGUAUGCGUGAGAAACUUAGCCAUUGGACAAGAUUGGGCUUCAUCGAGAAUCACUCUCCGGGCGCAGAACUUGGCCUUGUAGCCGAAGAAAUUCAUGAAGUCAUUGCACAGUUUACAUUUUACUAUCGCUCGAAGGAACUCCUCCAACGAUUACUUCCUACGGUAUUCUCAUCCGACAUCAAAAUCUCCUUCCCCACUGCGCCUAGUGGGCAAGCCGAACGAUCCAUCCGAUCAACUGACGACACCGAUGGAGAACGCCCUCACGGAAAGGGGGGAAGCUUCGAAGCUAAUCGGGCCUCAGUAUUCCGACGAGCCUUCGGCGCAAACAGCAACCCUCGUCACAGCAUCAACGGUUCCUUGCCUGUCCCAGAUUUGGGCUCUGAACAUGACGAAUUCGGCAAGCUCGGCAAGUUUGGUGGUAAACGAGUUAGAGCAGUGAGCCUACGACUUGCUAAACGAUAUAGUUCGCUUGGUCAAAAAUCCGAAGAAAAAAGCCCAGGUACAAAUCCUUCUCCCGAGGCCACCUCGCCCGAGCCUGCCACGAGCAACCCAGAAGAUUUGAACACAAUCCAGGGUCUGAGAAAUGAAGUGAUCCUUCUCAGACAUGAACUGAAUGAGUUUAAAAAGUACUUCCGGCACUCGUGAUUCUUUCGACCUGAAUUUACAUCAAGGCAUCACCGUUGGAGCACGCACACACACACAUUGACUACGAAAGCAGAGAAUACUCACGACCAGAAUGCAUAUUACAGCAACGAUCCAAUUUUAACGAUUUAUUAACGAGCUUAUGAUUUUAGUUUUGAAGGAUGAGGCGGAAAGUAGUGUUUUUUUUUUCUUGCAUAGCAUCCUGUAUUUUUGUUGUUUUAUCUUCCUAGCUUAAUAUAUACACAAAUAGGGAUCGUCUCAUUCAGUUUCUUUUGUUUUGUUUUGGAUUAGCAAUCAGCGAACACAUCAUCAUCAUCAUCAAAUUCUUGCGAUACACAUCCAUCAAUCAUCUUUUGAAAUGCAAACACACGCGGCAGUUACACAAAAGCGCAAAGGACCGAAAGCGGAAUCCCCAAUUGAUAGCGGAGAGCCAUCUAUGAAGGGUUUAGCCCACUUAUAUCUGCGGGUCUCUGAACGUGAUUUUCAUAUGGAAACAUGUCCUACUUUUGGAGCGGAGAAAGCGAUAUGUUUUGAGUUCAAGCAAGAAGUACUGAGAUCCUGGCCUAAACUGAGUUGUAUCUCGAGCUUGAAAUCAUGGGCUGCCCUAUUGAUGUGGCCUGUAUCAUAUAUAACGAACUCUACUUCGCAAGAAGGUGGCGGGAGACAUCCGCAAGAGCUAAUCAAUCUGCUUUUCUUCUCUUUCUCGAGAUUUGUGAAGACUUCACCAACUGACCUUUUC